UAGACAUUUUCGCUAUUGCUAGUUGCCCAUGGCCUCCGACUCGAGGCUAUCCAGCAUCUUCUUGCUGUGACAUCAUUACGUAUACGGCGGGAGAAACAACGUCACUGUGUUCAGAGAAAUAGCCAUGUGAUGGGAGGAGUUAGAAGAAGGCUAAAAUAGAAGUGGGAGGAUCUAGAGCCAGAGAGAAAUCAGUGGGCAACAACCAUAGACAGUAAAAGAACAACUAACGGCAGCAGGUCCAUGACAAGAAGAAUGCCAUUUCCCCCUUCAACAAAUAGAGAAGUUGACAUAUCAGUGAGAGAGAGAGAGGAAGAAAGAGAUGCUGCAGCUGUGUAAGGUCACAGACUCCCUGCUCAUCAGCAACGCACGAUCAGCAUGCAGUCCUGAGCUAAUCCAGCAGGAGGCAGUCACCCUCUGCAUCAACGUCUCUAAGCAGCAGCCCUUCCCCACUGGCCGUGCCAACACGCUCCGGAUCCCUGUUUAUGAUGACCCCAAUGAGGACCUCUACCAGCACUUUGAUCACUGUGCGGAUGCCAUAGCCAAGGAAGCCAAACGGGGCGGACACAGCGUUGUGUACUGUAAGAAUGGCCGCAGCCGCUCUGCAACCAUCUGUGUGGCAUACCUAAUGAAGCAUCAGGGCCUGUCCUUAACAGAGGCCUUUCAGACUGUGAAAAAUGCCCGUUCAGUGGUGGAGCCAAACCCAGGUUUCUGGACUCAGCUGGAGAAAUACGAGCAGGAACUGAAAACCAGACCAUUGCAAAUACAUAAACCCAAGCACUUCCUCCAACUGUCUGCUGAGCGAAUGCUUCCAUGGAGGAGACACUCAUCACAGCAUAAAUUCAGUGGAACCUAGUGGUUUGUGUAAUUUAAUUUCAUUAUGUCAUUAUCUUUUGUUGCAUCUUUUGAGGUAGAUUGCAUCUGAAUGACGAACGGCCUACAGUAAAAUGAGUCAUCACAUAUCCUAAAAAAGAAAUUACUUAAUGCAAUUUCACCUUUGCUUUGAGGUUUGUUUAUAAACAGUCAAGAUGUGCCUGAGGUUUGUAGAUUCAUCAUUUAAAAACUCAGUGUUAAGAAGAAAGUUUCAGUGGCAUCAGUUUAUCAACGCUAUGAAGUUGUAAACUGACGCCUGCAGUUUCAAAUACAGUAGAGAGACUGGCAUAACAAUACCAGCCUACAUUACGAACGAAUCAGAGACAAAAGUAUACUAUAUGCUGCCCAACAAUAGUGCAUGCAUCUGUGUAAAUGUAUGAAUGACUUUCGGUCAAGUUGGAAAGAAAUCGACAGAUUCGAACAAAGUAGGCUAUGGGAUUAUGACUUCAAAUUAAAUCAAAUUAAAACUGAAGAUGCAUAGGCUCAUUCCUGCGGUAUCUGCAUAAGCACCAAAUGCCAUACUGUAAUGUUCACCACAAUGUUCUGCAUGCAUUUAGAAUCGGCCUACUGCCGACAUCGAGUAAUUUGGCGUUUCACCCUGUAAUGGCACUCGACAGCCCUUGGGAGCACAUGCUUUAAAGGUGCACUAUGAGAUCUUGCAUGGUUUUUAGAGCAAUUUGAU
Molecule: messenger RNA, 1552 nt
Organism: Sardina pilchardus (European sardine)
Lineage: Eukaryota; Metazoa; Chordata; Actinopteri; Clupeiformes; Clupeidae
Gene: dusp28
Product: dual specificity phosphatase 28
Exons: 5
Coding region: 320-853 (177 amino acids)
Biological process (GO): protein dephosphorylation
Cellular component (GO): cytoplasm
Molecular function (GO): MAP kinase tyrosine/serine/threonine phosphatase activity
Source: RefSeq, a predicted model, not a curated record